AUGGCGCACUACACAGUGGCCUUCCAGGGCGAGAGGGGCGCAUACAGCGAGCAAGCUGUUUACGAGCUCCUGGGGAGAACGGGAGUGCAAUGCGUUGGUUAUCAAUCCUUCGAUGACGCGUUUGCCGCUGUCAGCUCUGGAAGCACGAACCUCCUCAUGGUACCCAUUGAGAACACACUCGGGGGCACCAUCCAUGCUAAUUGCGACCUGCAGCUUCAACACAACUUAUUCAUUAUCGCCGAGCACAGUUUGCGUGUCCGGCACACACUGAUGGCCCUGCCCGGCACAAAGAAGGAGAGCUUGACAAAGGCGAUAAGCCAUCCGCAAGCCCUGGCGCAGUGCAGUUCCUACUUGAAGAAGCAAGGUAUCCCCGCGGAAGCGGCGUAUGACACAGCUGGCAGCGCAAAGCUUAUCGCUGAAGGCAAAAUGAAGGGCGUGGCGUCAAUCUGCAGCGAAUUAGCAGCAGAGCACUACGGGCUUGAGAUCCUGGAAAAGGGAAUUGAGGACGAUGACAACAACUUCACUCGAUUUCUACUGCUGAGAUCAGAUCCUGUGACUGUGCCUCCGGGCAUAAAGUGCAAGACCUCCGUCGUCUUCUCCUUGGACAACAUGGCAGGCGCCUUGUUCAAGGCCUUAUCGGUGUUCGCCUUGCGAGACAUCGACCUUACGAAGAUCGAGAGCCGGCCCUGCAAGCCGGACAUCAUGUCUAACCUCGAGCGCAUGUACCUGAGCAUGCGCGCGGCCCCCGCCGCGAAGCGGGCAAAGACGGAGACCUCGGCAUCCGAGGCCCGCUUCCGCUAUCUCUUCUACGUGGACUUCCUUGCAUCUGUGGAUGAGCACAAUGUCACCAACGCGCUGCGGCAUUUACAAGAGAUGACCGUGUACUUCAGAGUGCUCGGCUCCUUCCCACAAGGAGGAGCCUUGGUGGGCCUGAAGCAUUUGGAAGACCGCAUGGUGCCGAUUUUCCGCCCAGCCUCCGAGCCAAAGAAACGCAUCGGUGUCUUGGGCUUCGGCACCUUCGGCCAAUUCAUAGGAAAGAAGCUAGCGCUGGACCACUUUGUCUUUGCGACCAGUCGGGACAACUACUCCGAAGUUGCUGCGAACUGCGGUGUGACUUGGUGUGAUUCUAUCGAUGUCCUCCUGGAGCAGCAGCUCGACGUGCUGAUCAUUUCCGUCAGCAUCCUCAGCUUCGAGGGCAUGGUGCGGCGGAUUUGCAGCUGCCUCGCCUCCAAAGAUGCGACUCACCCGUCUCGCCGGAUGCUGGUGGUGGACGUGCUCUCUGUGAAGGUGCAUGCAAAGACAACCCUGACUGCCCUCCUUCCAGAGACCUGCGAUGUAUUGUGCACGCAUCCCAUGUUCGGCCCACAGAGUGGCAAGCAUGGCUGGACCGGACUGCCCUUCGUCUUUGAGCGGGUGAGACUCAACAACGCGAGGAGAUGCGAGGAGUUCCUAAAGUGGUGGUCAAACCAAGGAUGCCGAAUGGUGGACAUGACCUGCGAGCUGCAUGACGAGGUGGCAGCAGGGAGCCAGUUCGUCACGCAUUUCACGGGCCGGGUGCUGGAGCGGCUGGCUUUGACCAACACGCCCAUCAACACGAAGGGCUUCGAGUCGCUGCUCCAGCUGGUGGAGAACACCACCAGGGACAGUUUUGACCUGUUCUACGCGCUCUUCAAGUUCAACCCGAACUCAUCGCAGCAGCUGAGUUCGCUGGAGCAGGCUGUGCAGGAGGUUUCGGAGCAGCUGCGCAAAUGCGACAAAUGA
Symbiodinium natans is the source of this 1761-nucleotide messenger RNA. Lineage: Eukaryota; Dinophyceae; Suessiales; Symbiodiniaceae. The record is from the annotation of a GenBank genome assembly.